UUUAUUUGCUGAAUCCCCAAAAGGCAAUUAUCUAAGAUAUUUCCCUACCACGACUGCAGACAGUUCUAUGGAACUCCCACGCGAUCUCAAGCUCCUCUUCGUACCAUGGCUCGAAGACGAAUCCAUCCGCUUGGCCCUCACGGGCAGCAAAAUGGGCCACACACUCAGCCGUGCGGCAGAAAACUUGAAGCGCCAUCCGGGACCGGUGAUAGAUCAGAAGGCGUUGCGUUCAGUCAAGGGGAUCGGUCCUAAAAUCGUGGAGAACCUUGCCGCGAAGCUCAGCAAACACUGCAAGGAGACGGGUGUCGUGGAUAUCCCCGAGUUUCUCCGGGAAGUCUCCAGUGUGCCGAAGCCGAAACGUCGACACAGCGAUGUGGAAAAGGAGCUUGAGCAGUCGUUUGACGAAGAGUCGGCGCCAAAGAAGACCAGGAAAGCCAGAACUUACAUUCCCAAAAAGCACUCGGGCGGUUAUGCCAUGCUCCUUGCCUUGCUCAAAUAUGAUCUGCGACUGACUGGAAUGCUUCGCGACGAGUUGUCACGCAAGGCCUCACCUUUCUGUACCGCCACAUUCGACAGCAAUGCCCUGACCAAGGAGUUUUACUCGGCAUGGAACUCCAUGAAGACGCUCAUCAACAAGGGUUUGGUGAAGAGUGCCGGAAGGCCGGUUUACUACUAUUUGACCGAGGAGGGAAGAGAGCUUGCUGAGAGUUUGGCCUGUGUGUCGGAGGAAUUUCCAGAGAAAGAUCCAGUCCCAGCUAGCGAUAUAUUACCUGCUGAACUAACCGAAAAGAAAAACCAAACAUGCAAUCAAAAAACUCGUGACAACCCGCCCAUAGAAAAUCCUUUGGACGGUCUCUGGGAUACCCCCCCACGCCCUUCUUUCAAAAGCAACGUUUCGCAUCAAACCCGAGCUUUUGCCCCCCUUUCCGGAACCGCACCCGAACCUCUUGUUCCCUCAUUUACUUCUACGUCUCCUUGCGUCUAUCAAUCGUUCGGAAGCACCCGGUACACAACCUGGCGUAGCGAUGACUACACGGUCAAACUUCUCGUGGAUAACCGUGAGAUCCGAAGCAUGGGCCAACGCGACUAUUUCACGAAAAAGCUCAAGGAGCUAGGCAUUGACUGUGACUCCACACAGCUAACUGUGGGAGACUGCCUUUGGGUAGCGGAACACAAAAAUGGGGAAAAAUGUGUGCUUGACUUCAUUUUGGAGCGUAAGAGGUUGGACGAUUUGGCGCUGUCUAUCCGGGACGGCCGCUUUUCUGAACAAAAGACACGAUUGAAGCGCACGGGAAUCCAGAACUGCUUCUACUUGAUCGAAGAGAUUGCCUCUUUACAGGUAACCCAGAUGAUAGAGGCGAUCCAGACGGCCAUUUCCAUGACCAUGACCACAUCCAAGUUCUUUGUGAAGCGCUCGAAGGACGCCGAUGACACGAUCUGGUUCUUGGCACGCUUAACUCAGACCAUCAUCAAGGCGUACCAAGGAAAACCGCUUCUUGUACUCAAACCUUCCAACAUCCGCACCCAGAUGUUAUACCUGGAGAUUCUCCAGAACUUUCGUACAGAGUACCCGCAAGCGGAGUGUGUUUAUAACUACGACAUCUUUCUGAGUGUGAUGGCGAAAUCUGACUGCACUACCGUGCGAGAAAUGUUCAUUCGCAUGUUGAUGACCAUCCGAGGGGUGUCGUUAGACAAGGCAGUGGUGAUCCAGAAACGUUUCCAGACCCCACGUCGGCUUUUGGAGUUUUAUCACACGGAGCACAAAGACGCGGAGGAAAAAGUCAAGACCCAGUUGCUCAAGAACAUCUUUGGUACCGAGGUGGGGAACAAGAAGAUCGGCCCGGCUUUAUCUGCUAAGAUCUAUGAAACAUGGGGAAAGAUUAGCUAUUAAAACUGCUUAAACAUAGGUUGACACUGGAGAACCUACUUGCCUCAAUUCUAUAUAAGCAAUCACGGUGUGCUCUGAUCAGGGACUCGAAUUUGUCCUCGAUUAUUGUUUCAGCCAAUGGAGAGUCCAUAUUCACAUCACUGAGGCCCAUCUGCUUAAAGUAAACUCGCUUUUUGGAGAAAGGAGUAUUUCUGAGGAAUAUAUGUAUUUAUCUUAUACUGAAGCUUCAUUUUGUG
Molecule: messenger RNA, 2124 nt
Organism: Babjeviella inositovora NRRL Y-12698
Lineage: Eukaryota; Fungi; Ascomycota; Pichiomycetes; Serinales
Exons: 1
Coding region: 68-1891 (607 amino acids)
Biological process (GO): DNA catabolic process; mitotic intra-S DNA damage checkpoint signaling; resolution of meiotic recombination intermediates
Cellular component (GO): nucleus; Holliday junction resolvase complex
Molecular function (GO): 3'-flap endonuclease activity; DNA binding; crossover junction DNA endonuclease activity
Source: RefSeq, a predicted model, not a curated record